Messenger RNA from Gamsiella multidivaricata, 2618 nucleotides. RefSeq lists its product as uncharacterized. The record is from RefSeq and is a predicted model, not a curated record. NCBI's taxonomy places the organism in Eukaryota, Fungi, Mortierellomycota, Mortierellomycetes, Mortierellales, Mortierellaceae. Bases 216 to 2426 code for a protein of 736 amino acids. The transcript has a single exon.
AAUUGUCCCCGGACUGAGUGAUAAUUCAGCCUCUGCCGCUGCAUUCUGGUUUCGGCCCAUUGGCCAUUUGUUCACAUGAACUCUUCCUUUUCGCUUGCCGUCUGCGCUGAUGUCCAUCCUUCCUUGCCUUGUUAUAUAACAUUUCAUCCUCCUACGUCCCUCUGCAACGACCGCACGCACUUACUCAUCAUCUACCCUCUCCCUUCCUAUCCCUCAUGAAAACUCCUCUUCUUUUCCACACUCAAUUCUUAGACUAUCUAUCAAUGACCUCCAGGUCUUCAACCCACUUCAUGACGACACAGGACACCAUGACUCCAAUGAUCCCAGUACCCGCAGCAAAGAAGGUCAUCCCUUUCCCAAACAUAUCGACCAGUCCUCCUGGCUCCGCUGCUAUGGACAAUGCAACCAUGGGCCAUCCAACAGCGUCGCCCAGCUCCAGUUCAUCCUCGGUCACCUUUUCAUCCUCGGCUGCUUCUUCGCCCUCCUCCUCUACACUUUCGCUCCCUCCCCCGGCCGUCUCCUCGGACAAGGGCAAGGGCAAAGGCAAGGGUAAGGCGACAGCCUCUGCGUACGAGGAGGAUGAUUGUUGUUACGAAGAGAGCAGUGGCAAUAAUGGCUCGAGAGGCAGAGCCUUGUUUUGCACAGGAUUACAAACCAAUCAGAACGCAGACAAUGUUUGUGCAACCCAGUCAUCGGAUGCGCUUCUUCCCAUGAACAACAACAGUAACAACAGUAUUACACAUCAACAAUCCCAACCACAACCACAACAGCAGAAGGGCGGCGAACACCUCCAAUAUCCUCAUAAACCACAUACAGAGGACCAUGAUCACCCCCCUUCCGCCGGUAUCUCCAGACCAACGACCGUCUCGGCUCUGACAGGCAAGGGCAAGGCAUCGCGUGCCAUGACCAGCUAUCCCGGAACCAUGGUUUAUGACCCCAGCGAAGGAUCAGGCUCCGGAUCUUCGCGCUCUCGAUUCGCUUCUGCCGCUGCACAGUCCUCAUACCUAACCGAUCUGGACAACGGCGAUGCUGGCGGUUCCAGCUCCGGUUCAGGAUCUGGGUCAGGAUCAAGUUCAAAGCCAGUCCUCAGCCGCGCCAUGACAGGUCCAGCCUCAAUGCAGCGUCCGUUUUUGACAUCGGCAACCUCAUCGUCAGCCAUCCCACCUUUGCCCAGCUAUUCGAGCUCGACACCCGAGGAGAAGAAACUGAGCGACCAAGACCUGGCGCUCCUCAGCUACGACGCCAUUCCAGCCGACUUUGAUUUCGGCGAUCUGCCAUUCUAUGACACGGACCCAAGGACCGGCCACAUCUAUGGUGAUCCUCAUGCCAUCACACGCCCACAUCUCAUUCCCGAGAAGCACUUUGACCUCUACCGAUUCAACUAUGAUGAGUCCGAUCCUCGGAGGACCAAUAUCUUCAACAAGCACAACGCAUUAUUGUACUACCAUCCUGGACGACACAUUGGGCAGGAACAGGAUUCAUUGCGGGCGAACACAAAUAAUCAGCCUCUCUGGAACAUGGUAGGGCGGACAUCGACCUGGGGUACAUUGACAGCGACUGAGAUGUUGACCAAGCGACAGAUCAAGAUCGUGAUGGAGAAUAACAAAAAGAAGGCUACAGCCGAGUCGUCGAGCGAGCCGAUCUCCCGGUUCGUCUUCCGAUGGAAAGCGGAUGAUUUUGUGGUCGAGUACAGGAAGCACAAGGAUCAGUACCGUAUUACUUGCUUCCAGAUGUGUGGGGGCGAGUCCAAGUGGAAGCCACCCCAGCCCAAGCCGACGCAGACGAUGUUCCAUGGCAUGGGCAUGGAUACCCCCGGAAAUGUUCACAUCCCCAUCACAGUGGGUUCACCCUCACCUUUCGAUCCCACGCGGUAUCUGCAGCUGAUUUCAGAGUACCGAUUGAAUUCUGGUCCGGUUCAGAAGCGCGGAGUGUUUGAGCUGUACAACCCAGACACGUUCCCGGCCGAGUUUAGGAGCUUCCUGAUGCUGGUCUCGCUCGUCAUCCUGGAUGUGGUGCGGCCGUUCGAUGACAAGCAGUUCUACAGAGAGUUCCCAGAUGCAGCGCUCAAGAAGUUGGCGGUUUCUGGUACGGGUGGGCUCCAUACUGCGGGGGGUCCGGUACUGAACGGUCGUCCGGCUCUGAUGGCGGUCGUGGGCCAGCUGGGCUCAAUGUCUGGGUCUUCGCUGGCAAUGGACCAGAGCAAUGUGAGCUCGGCGAGCAUGAAGGCCAAUGCUGUCGCUAUGGUGGAUGUGGGUCCGACGACGAUACCGACUGUCAAAUCUACGACACGGUCAAGGAGCAUGACUCUUCCUGCCAUUGUCGCUGCGCCUACUAGAACUCAGACCGCUCCUGCGGUUCCUUCUGUUAUGGCCAGCAAGGAGAAGAACACCAAGAUGUCGCGAUGGGGAAGCUUUUUCAAGAAAUAAGCACUUUUUCUUGAAAUAGUGUGUUCUGUCUGCUCCAUUCUUUGUCAUGUUUUAUACCCAUCCUUCGUUUGCUACCAUUACUAUUACUAACUUCCACUGCUACUAUUACAAUUACUGCCACUAUGGCUGUUACCACAAUCUUCUGUACAUCAACAUCAAUAUCUUUAGUAAAGUCUCUCAGCAUCUAAUGCU